AUGUCGUUCAGCAAGCAGAAUGUCGUGGUGGCUGCCAUCUCCAUGGCCCUGCUCCUCCUCACUUCGCAUCUUGCAGCUGGAGCAGAAGCAGAGGCAGAAGCAAUAACACCGUUAAACACGUGCGAAACGCCGAUCCCCUGGGCUCUCUGCUUUGGCAAAACCUAUAUUUGCAUCCCCCUUUGCGUUGGAAUGCACUACACUGGAGGUUACUGCCAACAGCAGCAGAUGAGGGAGAGCGACGCCGAGCCAGCGGGAUUCGGAGGCGCCAUCUGUGUAUGCACCAAGCAGUGCCUUGCGGAGGCAGAGGCAGCAGGUGGGCCGUCAUCGCAGCCGCCCGUCGAGCCUCCGCUGGGGAUGCGUGGUAUAGGGAUGCUCAACUGA
Molecule: messenger RNA, 381 nt
Organism: Miscanthus lutarioriparius
Lineage: Eukaryota; Viridiplantae; Streptophyta; Magnoliopsida; Poales; Poaceae
Source: the annotation of a GenBank genome assembly